UCGGGGAUUCGAUGACUGUUCAGGUUCUCAACCUUUCUCCAAGAACAACUCUUGCAGAGUUGAACACCUUCUUCUCUUAUUGUGGAACUGUUCGUCAAAUCCAGCUCUUGAGAGUUGAAGAUCAAUUACCAUAUGCUUUGGUGACUUUUGGCCAGCCUUAUGCUUUUCAAACUGCUCUUCUCCUUAAUAAUGCUAUCUUUGAAGGCCAACCAAUUUGCAUAUUACCUGCAUGUGCUACAAAAAUUCCUAUAGUUUCAGGAGACAUUGAUCACACCCAGGCCAAAAGCCAGGGGGUCAUCCCAGAAGCUAAUAUGCUAAGAAAAAAACAAGGAAGAUCUAGAGAAGUUGAAGCUGUCGGAGAAAGGCAGAGUGCUCAUGGGACAAACAAGAUCAGCAAUUUAUGUUGUCGAGCAGGCAGCCGGGCACUGCCAUUAUGAACAAUAACUACAUUUCAACCGGAGCCGCUCGCUUCUCUGAUGUUCUUGACAAAGCCUCAAGGUCUGCCUCUGAGUUGGGAAUUAGGAGGAAGGGUUAAGUAUUAAAUAUAACCCAACUCUACAAACCACAAAAUAAGCUUCUUAAUGUCGUAUGUGUAUCGUAAUCUGUUUUGGAUAACCCUUUGCAUUAUUCUAUGGUUGAAUAAUACACAUCAUGUAACAUGUAUCCAUGUGUUUUCAGGCGAGAACUAGUUUUUUC
Molecule: messenger RNA, 696 nt
Organism: Prunus mume (Japanese apricot)
Lineage: Eukaryota; Viridiplantae; Streptophyta; Magnoliopsida; Rosales; Rosaceae
Source: RefSeq, a predicted model, not a curated record